GACGUCGUCCUACAGGCAGAAUAGUCAAUGUCCGGAGGAGGAGAGUUUACGUCGUGUGUUUAGCUGUAAUUUCUCUAUGACUACAUUGACAAUUUAAUUGUAUAUACAUAUUUAUUUAAAAAAGGGCAGUUAGUUGCCUCUGUUCAUACCACGAUGACUGAGCCAACUGGUAGAUAUCAGCAGCUGCCCAAUGAGGAGGAGCCAGAGGCGGCUCUCCAGAUUGCAGCUGAUGCCCCGCCCCCUUACAGCAGUAUUGGCGCAGAUAAUGCCGGUUACUUUGACUACAAGGAGGACGGGGGGUUCCCCAAGCCACCGUCAUACAACGUUGCCACAACGCUCCCUUCAUAUGACGAGGCGGAGAGAAUCAAGGCCGAGGCCCAUGUCCCCUUGGUGGCUGCAGGGGAUGAAGACUUUGUAGCCAGGGAGGACUUGGAGGAUGCGGAUCAGCUGCGGAUAGGGAACGAUGGCAUUUUCAUGUUGACCUUUUUUAUGGCGUUCCUCUUCAACUGGAUCGGUUUCUUCCUGUCCUUCUGCCUGACCACCUCUGCAGCUGGUCGUUAUGGGGCCAUCUCCGGCUUUGGCCUGUCACUCAUCAAGUGGAUCCUCAUUGUCCGUUUCUCCACAUACUUCCCUGGGUACUUUGAUGGACAGUACUGGCUUUGGUGGGUGUUCCUGGUGCUGGGAUUCCUGCUCUUCUUCCGAGGAUUCAUCAACUACGCCAAGAUCCGCAAGAUGGCCGACUCGUUUUCUACUCUCCCGCGUACUAGAGUCCUUUUCAUCUACUGAAAGUGGAAAUCUGACCUCCCAUAAACAGAGAGGUUUGCUCUGGCUUCUGAACUCCAUCACAGAAGAUGGAGGAUUGUUUUGCUGGCGAUGUAUUGGACUAUACACUUUCUAUGUCUCUUGAUGUAAACUAGUGGAUGCUAACAAUUCCGUAACUAUUCAAUCAUCAGUGGUUCAUGUCAAGUGCAGUUUGCAAUCCAGUUGGUGGUGUGUAUAUAUAAUGCCUUAUAAUUAUGUUUGUUGUAGUGGCAUGUGCUGUGUCCCUGUUCAUCAAUAGGGGGCAGGGUUGUCUGUCUUUUCCUUUUCCUCUUUCAAAGAGUUGGGGCAUAGAGACAGUCUCGGCAGGACGCUGGCCCUGGGGCUCUACCCACAGCGUUCUGUCUGUGGACAGGCGUGCUGAAUGAAAUGUAUAAAAAGCUCUCUCGUUUUUUUUUGUUUUGUUGAUGUAUAUGAUGACGAGAUUAAGGUCAGUCUUUUUUCAGAUGUUACCCUCAGUGUGGAGAACUGAAUGAUUUUUGUAUUCCGAGUUGUUAUGACUUUGGAGGUCCUAGUCAGUACAGUGGGGGGAGAAAGGCACUGCUUUGUAUUUAUUAAAAUUGUUUUGGUUGGGAAGUGGGUGGGGGUGGGUGCCUUGAAGAAAUGUUUUUCUGUACAGGACAUAAUACUCCAUGAGUUUACUGUAGGUGCACAGCUUGAACGUUGGCCUAAUUUUGCAUCGUUGGCCCGGAUCGCUCCCAUUUAUAGCUCGCAGUAGCUAAUCCAGGAGAUCAGCUAGCAUAGCUGUGCACAAAUACAACUUGUUCAGCAUACAUAUUCAGUCAUUAAAUUCCCUAUGAACUCUCAAACCUUUUAAAUAAUGUGUGCUUUUGUUUCCUCUUUUCAGAGCAUUUGUGUUUUCUGGAUUUCAUUGAUGAAUAAAUCACUUUGUCAAAAUGCAGUGCAAUGACAAUGUUGUAGUUUAAUUGACCAAGUAGUUGUUUUGUUUACCUUUGAAUUAUGUUCUGGCUGUGAAUCCCUCUGGUAAAGAAAUGCUUACAUUGGUAUCUGUUCUCUUUAUGUUGGGGUAACAUGCUGUACUACACCCCAUAAGAUCCAGUCAUUGAUAAACCAGCCCAGGUUUUUUUUCUACGUGCAUGCCUAUAUGCAAGAGGUUAUGCUGUAAAUCUUCAUUGUCAGUAUUAUCUAAAAUGUGUAUUUUGUCAACUUGUAUCCUUAGUCACAAUGCACCUUGCAGUCCUGUGCUAUGCCAAAGAUGGACAAAGACAAGGAGGGCAAUGCUGAAGUUAAUAUAGAAUCUGUAAUUUAAACGUAAUUGGGCACUGGUCCUAUAGAAACGGUACUACUCAGAUUCCUAGACCGUUAUGGCUACAAGGAUUUGUCGUCAGUAUUCGGCUUACGGUUUUGACAAUGUUUUAGGCUACAUACUGUAUGUUCUUGUUUACUCGUAUUAAAACAAGCUCUUACUUGAUUCCUGAUA
Messenger RNA from Esox lucius (northern pike), 2260 nucleotides. RefSeq names its product NEDD4 family-interacting protein 1-like. Lineage: Eukaryota; Metazoa; Chordata; Actinopteri; Esociformes; Esocidae. The transcript is spliced from 7 exons. Gene Ontology annotation, cellular component: perinuclear region of cytoplasm; endoplasmic reticulum; Golgi apparatus. Bases 154 to 786 code for a protein of 210 amino acids. Gene Ontology annotation, biological process: ubiquitin-dependent protein catabolic process; metal ion transport; positive regulation of protein ubiquitination. The record is from RefSeq and is a predicted model, not a curated record. Gene Ontology annotation, molecular function: WW domain binding.